CCUCCCGCACGUGUACCACACACAGAAGCCAUAAACAUAUCACGCGAAAUUCAAAAUAUUAAUGAAAUAUGUUCUCGUGAAUUUCCCAGUUGUGUUGUAAAUCAUCAAAGGGACACAGGUCUUGUAAAUUAAUGGAUUCACGUGGAUGUACGUCCUCUGAUGGCACAUUUGUGAAUUCAAUCCUUUGAUGUCACUCGAAUUGAAUUCAAUUCGAUAUCGCAGCGCAGUUUUUUUGGAUUCUCCUGGAUUUUAUUUAUCGUCAAAGUUGCCGAAAUGACCAGUCACACGACAGGAAGUCCUCGCAGGAUUUUCGAAAAAUCCGAGAGAUGGAGAAUACUCAAGAACAUAUUGAUGAUCGGAAUUGCAUUCAUGAUCCAGUUUACAGCGUUCAUGGGUGCCAGUAAUCUUCAGAGCUCGAUAAAUGCCGACGACUCUCUUGGCACAUCCACCCUCGCUGCCAUCUACGGAAGUCUCAUCUUUAGUAAUGUUUUCUUACCCGUCUUGAUGAUAAGCUUUCUGGGAUGCAAAUGGACGAUAUCAGUGUCGUUCAUGGCGUACAUACCCUUUAUCGCAGCUCAAUUCUACCCCCGAUUUUACACGAUGAUUCCGGCUGGAUUGGCUGUGGGAUUGGGGGGUGGGCCUUUGUGGUGUGCCAAGUGUACAUACCUGACAGUUGUCAGUGAAGCUUACGCAACGAUUUCUGAACUGGGGGCUGAUGUCAUUGUCACCAGAUUCUUUGGAUUAUUCUUCAUGUUCUAUCAGAUGGCACAAGUUUGGGGAAAUCUCAUUUCGUCGGCAGUAUUAUCUUACGGUAUGGAAGCAACUCCAGUGGCACUAGCUCUGAAUAGCACAAUAGUCGCUGAAACAUGCGGUGCAAAUUUCUGCAAUACCAAGGCAACAGAGAACCCGAACCUGACACCGCCCCCAGUGGAAAGGAUUCACUUGAUAUCAGGAAUUUAUCUCGGUUGUAUGGUCCUGGCAUCUUUGAUUGUUGCUCUUGGAGUGGAUUCUCUGUCAAGAUAUGACAGGGGGAGAACAGGAUCUGCCACGGGCCAAUCGGGUUUUAAAUUACUGGUAGUUACUUUGAAGCUGUUGAAGGAAAAACGUCAACUGCUCAUACUACCGAUCACGAUGUUUAUCGGUGCUGAACAGGCCUUUCUAUUUGCUGAUUAUAAUGCUUCGUUCGUAUCAUGCGCCUGGGGAAUCAGCAACAUCGGUUACGUUAUGAUCUGCUACGGUGUAGCAAAUGCAAUAGCAGCUCUAGCAACUGGCUCCAUUGUCAAAUUAACAGGCAGAAUACCUGUUGUGAUUUUCGCUUUUAUACUGCAUCUGGCUAUCAUCAUAGCACUGCUGUACUGGAGACCAAGCCCAGACCAGGGUAUCGUGUUUUUCCUAAUGUCCGGACUCUGGGGUAUUUGCGAUGCUAUCUGGCUGGUGCAAGUUAAUGCUCUGAGUGGAAUUUUAUUUCCGGGAAUGGAGGAAGCAGCGUACUCAAAUUUUCGAUUAUGGGAAGCAACAGGUUCCGUCCUUGCUUACGCCUACAGCCCCUACCUCUGCACGAGUACAAAGCUCUAUGCUCUCCUGAUAAUUCUUGCAGUAGGUGUGAUUGGAUACACCAUUAUCGAGGUGACGGGAACUAUCAAGAAAAUUACCCUGAUCGAUCCAAAAACUGACUUCGAACUAGUGGCAAAUACUGAUCAAACCACCAAGGAAUCGUAACUCAACUUGAGUCAUUAGGAAAUUCUCGAAUCAUCAUUAAGGUGAAGCUCAACCACGACCUCGGCUGAUUUUAAUGCGUUCAAUUCCCAGAGGAAUUUAAAACUGAAAAAAAAAACAGUGUAAAAUCUAUAACUAUCGAAAUUAUCGGUAGAACCUAAUAUAUAGUUUAAUCAAAUGUAAUAGGAACUUUGGUCUCGCCGGGAAAUAUUUCCAAACAGUUUUCUCUCUGGUUCGAAACACUAGAGUAAAUGAUGGAACGAAAUUUUUUUUACUGAUUGUAUUCAUUAUUUAUUUCAACAGUUCAUUAAUUUCUUCAGUUUAAUAUCUAUUUACAACGACUGGAUAAAUUUUGCUGAAAACUGUUACGAAACAUUCGCCCGUAGAUGGAUUUUCCUAUGACACUCAUUGAAUACAAUUUCACAAAUUUUGUUUGUUUUUU
Messenger RNA from Diachasmimorpha longicaudata, 2158 nucleotides. Its product is annotated as UNC93-like protein. Gene Ontology annotation, biological process: regulation of muscle contraction; regulation of potassium ion transport. The record is from RefSeq and is a predicted model, not a curated record. The transcript is spliced from 7 exons. Gene Ontology annotation, cellular component: plasma membrane; striated muscle dense body. NCBI's taxonomy places the organism in Eukaryota, Metazoa, Arthropoda, Insecta, Hymenoptera, Braconidae. Bases 274 to 1719 code for a protein of 481 amino acids. Gene Ontology annotation, molecular function: potassium channel regulator activity.